GUCGACUCGUCAGCACCGGGGGUUGUAGAUAGCCGGCAAGGGCUAGCGGGCUGUGUAUAAGAAGUUAGAGGUUGUCUGUAGAGUACAAGACUAGCGUGUGUGUGUGUGUGUAAUAAGACUCUCGUACAGGUGUGUGUGUGUUCAAGACUAGAGGAGGGUGUGCACAGAGCAAGGUGUGUACAGAACUAGAGUGUGUGUGUGUAGGGCUAGCAGUCUAUUGGUGUGUGUGUGUGAGUACGCUUCUUCCAAGUCUGUAAACGGUUGUUACCGCAGUACCUACACACACGCGCGCGAUCUUAUCUACAGCAGACGCGUGUAGACUGGACUCCAGGUGUGGUGUGUUGAGGAACCCAGGUGUGCACCUGGAAAGCGACGACUGAAGCAGCUGCAGAAAUGGCCCUGAGUGACGCGGACGUGCAGAAGCAGAUAAAGCAGAUGAUGGCAUUCAUCGAACAAGAGGCGAACGAAAAGGCCGAGGAAGUCGAGGCCAAGGCAGAAGAGGAAUUUAAUAUCGAGAAGGGAAGACUCCUUCAGACGCAGCGCCUCAAGAUCAUAGACCACUUUGAGAAGAAGGAAAAGCAGAUCGAUAUGCAGAAGAAGAUUCAGGUGUCAAACCUGAUGAACCAUGCCAGGCUGAAGGUGCUCAAGGCUCGUGAAGACCUCAUCCAGGACCUGCUCGCGGAUGCGAGGAAGCGACUCGCGAUGGAAGCCCGGGAGCCGGCCCGGUACCGGUCGCUCAUCGAGGGCCUUCUCAUGCAGGGAUUGUUCCAGCUGCUGGAGCCACAGGUGGUGAUUCGGUGCCGGCAGCAGGACGUGACCCUGGUGAAGGAAGCCAUGGAGAAGGGGAAGGUGGAGUACAAGGCGUGCGUCAAGCGGGACAUUCACAUCCGCAUCGAUGAGAACGACUGCCUGCCCCCUGACGUGGCGGGUGGGCUGGAGAUGUACAGCGGGGACGGGAGGAUUAAGGUGGAGAACACCCUGGAGAAACGACUGGAGCUCAUCGCGGAGCAGCUGCUCCCAGACGUGCGAGUCAUGCUCUUCAAAGUCAACCCCAAUCGACGCUUCCUCGACUGAGCACAGCUCAGCACAUGGCACGAUAGCACCCACAAACCAUACACAUCAAGCACACAUCAAUACACGAUACAUGUAUCAUCCUCUCCACACAACACACACAACGUGCAUCGCAUCACACCAUCACCGCACAAUACACACACCAUCUCUAUAACAUACAUACAUCCCACAUCAUGCAUGCAUCAUCUCAACACACAUACAUCAAAUCAUAAAUAUCCCUUCAUUAUAUAUACACCACCUUCCACACCCAUCACACGGUCAUCCAGGCAUCACACACACACCAUGACCACCAUAUCGUCAACACAACACACCUAUUACACAACAUACAU
This is a messenger RNA of Lethenteron reissneri (Far Eastern brook lamprey), 1400 nucleotides long. Its product is annotated as V-type proton ATPase subunit E 1-like. Gene Ontology annotation, biological process: proton transmembrane transport. Gene Ontology annotation, molecular function: proton-transporting ATPase activity, rotational mechanism. The record is from RefSeq and is a predicted model, not a curated record. Lineage: Eukaryota; Metazoa; Chordata; Hyperoartia; Petromyzontiformes; Petromyzontidae. Gene Ontology annotation, cellular component: proton-transporting two-sector ATPase complex, catalytic domain.